AUGCUAAUAUUCUGUUCUCUCUCAAAUCUUAUAGAAGAAGGCUCAAUGACUGUAGGAAGCAGUCUCUCGAACUUUCUGAAAAUCGUAUCUUCGGACAACUCUAGUGUCAUCUUAGCUGCUCUCCUCUUCCUUCUCUUACUCGCCCUCUUAGUCUUUCUUCUUCAUUUCUACUCCUACUCCGACCAAGAGUUCUCCGCCGCUCAACGCCGUCGUAGAAGAAGAAGAACCGUUACAAGGACAACAAUCAUUACUCCUAUUCCACUAGGAGGUUUCUACGGUGGAGUUUCUGUUGAUGCAACAAGCGAUGACAAAGGUUUGGAUGCUUCAGUGAUUUCGUCCAUUCCUCUGUUCGUUUACGAAGAUGCUGACGAGAAAGAAGAGAAGGACGAGGAGUGUGUGAUACGUCUUGGUUUAUGGGAAGUGGGAGAUUUUGGAAGAAAGUUGAGAAUCUGCGGACAUGGGUUUCACGUUGAGUGUAUAGAUAUGUGGUUGUCUUCUCAUUCUACUUGCCCUCUCUGUCGAUCCCCUGUUCUCCCCGUCUCAGAUCAAGACAACCUCAAGCCGACCGCUAAUGGCGUGGAAGCAGAAGAAGUAGAGGUCAGAUUGCAACUGUUUCAAGCUGGCGGAGAAGAGAAUGUCUCCGUCGAUGAUCUCAAGACAGGAGUUGACGGCGUAGUCGGAGAAAGAGAGGUUAUAAUUGAAGUGUUAGAUGAGGAAAUCAACGUGGGAGGGAUCAGAGAUCAACGUCAUCAACAUCUAGUUCGUUGAAGAGGAUGUAGAAGUAGAUCGGAAUGUAGCAAGGUGUUGGAAGAUUCGUAUUCAUUACAUAUACUACUAUUUUUUUUUUAUAAAUCUUGUCACAGUUUUGGAAAUGGAAUAUGAAUGAUUUUUUUUUUGAUCAAACAACAGCUUUAUAAAUCAUUAGUCUCCAUAGCUGGAGAAAUUGUUUACAUCAAGAAACAACAAGGCCAAACCGGCUAAAACAUAUGCUGCUACCAUAGCAAAACAAAACAAUGAGAUAUAACACCAUAAGAUAGGAGCAAACAUAACACAUAAACAACACAUAAUGUCGCUGAGUAGUCCUCGAAACUCAACGCCAAUCGUGCUAAGAAGUGAAAUGAAGCUUUGGGAAUUAGAGAGCACAAGUACUGGUCUAACGCCCGAGAUUGAAACCACAACAGAAGCAGCUUUAACAAUCAGAAGUUCGGCAUCACAAGCAGAGGCGACAAAGCACCAAAUGGAUGAGCCUUUGAGCAAAACAAACAUGGAAGCAUACAUAAUCUUGGGCACACUACUCCCUGUAACAGAACCACUCAAACCGAAUGGAACAUAUGGGAGGCAAUCAUACUUCACAAAGGAUAAACAAUCCAGAAACACUGAAAAGAUAGAAACAACAAGUGUUUCCUUACGAAUCUGCCACAAGCGAUGAGGAAGCAACCUUAAACUAUUAUUUGACGGAGUGAAACCAGAAACUAGACUGCAUACUGCAGAGAAUCGCACAGAGGCGAGCGUACCGUAACAAGGCACGAGAGAACACUCAAAGGACAUCAUCGAAGCAAGCAAGAUAGAGACAGAAAGUUUCAAAUCUAUAACCUGCAGGGAUGUGUCCAGUAGAAGGAUUAAUGGUUCCAGUGAUGGCGGUGAACGAGAUCCGGUGGUGGGGGACAUGGUGAAAACAAGAGAAGGGUGAGCUUCAUGAUAAGAGGUGAUGGAGACAAAUCUGUCUACUGCAGUAAGGGGUCGUAUGAACACGACAAUAAGAAUCACCAAACCAACAUCUUUUAGGAGAAAAGUCUCUUUGAAGAUCUGGCUGCUCAAAUCUAUCUCUCUAAAAGUUUGAAUUUUUAGAUCUAGAUCUGAAAUGGUGAAAGUAAGGACAGGGACGCAAACAAAAGUGGAAGGGGUAGUAAACGCUGAAGUUAGGUCUGGUGGCUCUGGAGGGUCUGGCGGUUCCGGUGAGAAAACGCCGGUGACGGCGGCGGUCAUCAGAAGAAGAACGAAGGUAAGCUGCUCUCUCUCUCUCUCUCUCUCUCUCUCUCUCUCUCUCUCUCUCUCUCUCUCUCUCUCUCUCUCUCUCUCUUUUACUUUUAAUAUAGCUGACAAGUGGAAUAUGAAUGAUAUUUUAGAGUUCAAUCAAAGUAAAAUUUGCACAUCAAAUGAGAUGAGAGGUUGUUUCUGAAACUCUACUUUUUGAUUGCUUACUCUUUAUCAUUCUUUGUAUUUCUCAGACAUGACCCUGAAACUUCUCACAUUACUUCAAUCCAAUCAUCCCCUAAAGCUAAACUAUUCACUCUCAGUAAAAGAUAAUGUGCAUAUAGACAAAGUGUGGUCACGCAAUGGAAAACCAAAAAGAGGCAAUAAAUGGAUAGAAUUAGUGAUUACGUUGCUAAGCGUAUUAACCUGAACCAACUGUCUUAACCUGUAAGUCUUACACAUUUUAACUUCCUAGGCGUAUAUAAUGAAAAUGAAUGAUUGGGCCCUGUGACUAACACUAUGCUUCAAGAAGGUGUCACUGAAACUAUUAACCCAUUUUGGUGUUAUUUGAAAGUAUGUGUCUAGGUAGUUGCAUUGAAGGGAAAUGUUCAAGAAGUAGAGCUGAAGAUAAGGAGUUUAUGGGUGUUGAUAGAGAUGCUUUGAUGCAAGUGCUUAAACUAGAUAUAUCAAGAUAGCUAUGGGAGGGUGUGUCUGACCAAAUAUAUCAACAACAUACCGAAUGAGAAUGUUUGGUCUAAAAAGAUUUUUGGCUGUAUUCUUGAAACUCUGUGCACCAUCAGAGAUGUCCAUUAAUAGCAGAAGAAUUUGUUUUUUUAUGAGACUGAGAGAACAAAGACCUGAUCAAACUCUUUUUAGACCAAAGUUUUGGUAUCGGCCCGUAAUUUAGGCUAAAAGCUCUUCUUAAGGCCUAUUUAAAUCUUGAUCGGCUUUUCUUAAUCUUCUUGGUCUGGCACACAUUCUGCAUUUUUUUUUUCUUUCUUGAAUAUUAUCUCUUUCAGAAUCAUUCAGUCAUUAGGUCUAGUUGUAAAUAAGAAACUGCUAUUUUGUAAAAUAAUAGUGCAAUUUUGUAUUUUAGCUAAUUAUAUGUUUUCUUUUCUAUUUUUGCAGAAAUGAGUGUUUUGUUAACAAUUAUUUAUCGUUCCUACAUUUGCAAGAUUUUUUUUCUCUCUUCUUUGUUGUUGCUAUUUGUGCUAUUAGCAUCUACUAUUGUUGACCAACAAUACACAAAUCUAAGCUAUUUAGACAUUUACACCGCAUUUUUUAGGAUCUACUAUAUAGUUUACAUUUUUUAAAGAAACAACACUUACAUUACUCUUUGACAGCAAAUAAUCAUAUUCAAAGAAAAACAAAAGUUAGCUGCUAAUCACGUUCACAUGAGCUUGAUUGGUUUCUCUGCUACCACCCGCAAACGCAGCUUUUGCGGUUGGUAGCGGUUGACAGCGUUUCGAAACAAUCAUAAAAACCGCUACAAAUCGCUUCAAACCGCUCCGAACCUCUUCAAUUCAAAAGCUGGUUCCAGUUAGUGUUUGCGGUUGCGGGCGGUUGCGGGAAGAUAAUUUUUUUUUCUUUUUUUUAAAAACCAUAUAAAUACAAAAAUAAAAAUAAAAAUAAAUUUUUUAAAAUGGAAUUAUAAAAAUACUAAAAUAUAUCUAUUAUAUUUCAAUUAAUAUUAUAAAAUUUUAAAAUAAAAAUAUUUUCUAUAAUUUUAAAAUUUUAAAACUAUAACUUUGAAAAUAUAAUUUACAUAUUUAUUAUAAUAUUAUGAUUUUUGAUAUUUUUAUAAUUAUAUAAAAUGUAAAUAUUGUUAAUUUAUUAUUUAACCGCUGUUGUAUUUGGUAGCUAACCAGUCAUAAGACCAUGAUUAUCGGUGGUUUUUAAAGGGGUCCUUAAAGGAAAAUGGUGAUUUAAUUAAAUCCAAAAAAAAAUAAAGGGUAGUUAUCGAUCCUUAAUGGGGCACUUUGGUUACCGAUUUUAAGCGUGGUUUUUGAACCACGUGUCAGCCACACAGAAUUUUUAUUUUUUUUCUUUUUCUUUUCUUUUCUUUCUUUUCUUUUCUUUUCUCGUUGUUUCGUGUCUUCUCGUUUACUCCUUCACAUGACGACGACUCCGACGACUCUCUCGGUUGAGUCGACGUCUCCUCCGUAUCCUCAUUUGUUAUCGUUACCUUUGCGAAGGUCUUUUCGUUAAAGCUUCAAAAAGCGACGAUGGGUUUUGUUCAGCUCCUUCGAUCACUGAAUCAGACGAGAAGCCAAAACCCAUUUACUGGAAAAGUCACGAAUCCAACACUCUCUCCUUCACACCUUAAAGUUCAAUUCUUUUGGAUACAGAUUCGUCUCUUUUAUAAAAGGUUGUCCCUUUUUGUAUAUUUAGAUUAGUUUUCUCAUAUAAAUUUGAUACCGAGCAUUCUGCAUUUGGAUGUUUGUUGUAGUUGUUUAAGUGAUGAAAAGCUCGUGACUUUUGGUUUCUCUUGUCAAAGCUGAUCCACAGACCAAACCUAUGGAUUCUCCACAGCUCUUGUCAAAAUUUAUUAUUCAUCGUUGUUCUAGUUUUGGAGAAUUGAGUUUAUAUUUUUGUUCCUGCAGGUCAUUUAUCGGAUUAAGCUACCAGGACCUGCAAUACUAGGAGAGUUCUGUUGCCUGUUAACAAGAGAGGACUGUUACAUUCCCCAAAACCUGAUCUCUGUCAGAAAGUAUCAAGCUUUGAGCUUGAUGAUUCUCUAGUUCAUUGUGUUCUUCCAAAAUUUGAGGUAGAAGAUGGAGUAGUUCAAAGAGAGGAAGUUCGCAGAGAAUGUGGUAAAGGUUUCACUUCUUCUAAAGCUCUUUGUGGUCACAUGGCUUGUCACUUUGAGCGAGAGAAGAGGGUGUCAUGUUCUCAUUUUUUUCAGGUCAAGAAGAGUGUAAAGUCGUUAGUCAUCAGUCACGAACUUGUGUAGUAAUCACUUGUGCAAUGCUUACGUACUAACUCUUGUAAUUUGUAUUCUUGCAAACUCUUGUAGUCAUCAGUCAGGACUUGUAAAGCUUUGUGUCUAUAUAAACUUGUGAACUCUUGUAGUCUUGUGAACUCUUGUAGUCUUGUCUAUAUAAACUUUGUAUACCAAACUUUUAUUCACAACACAACACUCUUCUUCAUUCA
Molecule: messenger RNA, 5127 nt
Organism: Brassica rapa (field mustard)
Lineage: Eukaryota; Viridiplantae; Streptophyta; Magnoliopsida; Brassicales; Brassicaceae
Product: RING-H2 finger protein ATL63-like
Biological process (GO): protein ubiquitination
Molecular function (GO): transferase activity
Source: RefSeq, a predicted model, not a curated record